CAGGGACAUAAACUACAGUACACGAUCUACACAGUGCAGCGCGCAGCUCGUCCAGCACAUCAGCAAAGCUAUCAGGACAUGGACGCCACAGCAGCAGGAGGUACUGUCGCUACUAGUGGAGAAGCGCGCCACCGCGGCGAUCAGCAAGGAAAGGAUGGCCGGUCGGAGAAGGACGCGGCCGGGAAGAAGGUGUCGUUGCUCGGCAUGUUCAGGUACGCCGACCGCCUCGACGUGCUGCUGAUGGUGGUCGGCACGGUGGGGGCGAUGGGCAACGGCGUGUCGGAGCCACUCAUAUCGGUCCUCUUCGGGAACGUCAUCAACUCCUUCGGCGAGAGCACGAGCAGCACCGUCCUCCGCAGUGUAACCAAGGGUGUCCUGAACUUCAUAUAUCUGGGCAUUGGAACAGCAGUUGCCUCCUUUCUUCAGGUGUCAUGCUGGACGAUGGCAGGAGAAAGGCAGUCAGCGCGCAUCCGUUCUUCUUACCUGAAAUCAGUUCUGAGGCAAGAUAUUGCAUUCUUCGAUACAGAAAUGACAACUGGUGAAGCAGUUUCUAGAAUGUCUAGCGACACGGUCGUAAUUCAAGGUGCUCUUGGUGAAAAGGCAGGGAAGCUUGUACAGAUCUCAUCUAGUUUCAUUGGUGGUUUUAUUAUAGCAUUCACAAAAGGCUGGCUUCUGACUCUUGUCAUGCUAACAUCACUACCACUAGUUGCUAUUACUGGUGCAGUGUCUGCGCAGCUGCUAACCAGGGCUUCUAGCAAGAGACUAACAUCAUACAGUGAUGCUGGGGACACUGUUGAGCAGACAAUUGGAUCUAUACGAACAGUUGUGUCCUUCAACGGUGAGAAGAAAGCUAUGGCAAUGUACAACAAUUUCAUAAAAAGGGCAUACAAGACUGUUAUUGAGGAAGGCCUUAUCAAUGGUUUUGGCAUGGGCUCCGUCUUUUGCAUCUUAUUUAGCAGCUAUGGACUAGCCUUCUGGUACGGUGGAAAGCUAAUUAUUGACAAAGGUUAUACUGGAGGGACAAUCAUCACUACUUUAUUUGCCGUGUUGACUGGUGCAACUUCUUUAGGUAACGCAACACCAUCAAUUUCUGCAAUUGCAGAAGGUCAAUCUGCAGCAUACAGACUAUUUGAAACAAUCGAGAGGAAACCGGAUAUAGAUUCAGAUGAUACCAGUGGCAUAGUUUUAGAAAAUAUCAAGGGUGAUGUUAAGCUAAAAGAUGUGUACUUUCGCUACCCUGCAAGACAAGGGCAGUUAAUAUUAGAUGGAUUGUCAUUGCAAGUAGCCAGUGGAACAACAAUGGCCAUAGUUGGAGAGAGUGGAAGUGGCAAGUCAACUGUUAUAAGCUUAGUUGAAAGAUUCUAUGAUCCACAGGCUGGUGAAGUUAUGAUAGAUGGAAUCAACAUCAAGAAUCUGAGGCUUGAUUGGAUAAGAGGGAAGAUCGGUCUUGUGAGCCAAGAACCAUUGCUCUUUAUGACCACCAUUAAAGAUAACAUAAUCUAUGGCAAAGAAGAUGCAACACUUGAAGAGAUCAAGAGAGCAGCCGAACUUGCAAAUGCCGCAAACUUCAUCGACAAGUUACCAAAUGGCUACGACACACUAGUUGGUCAGCGUGGCACUCUGCUUUCUGGAGGACAAAAACAAAGAAUUGCAAUUGCAAGGGCCAUCCUUAAAGAUCCCAAAAUCCUUUUGCUAGAUGAAGCAACAAGUGCAUUGGAUGUGGAAUCUGAGAGGAUAGUUCAGGAGGCACUCAAUAGGAUAAUGGUAGAAAGAACCACACUAGUGGUUGCUCAUCGCUUGAGCACUGUAAGGAAUGUUGACUGCAUCACAGUUGUUCGUCAAGGGAAAAUAGUUGAACAAGGUCCUCAUUAUGAAUUGGUGAAGGAUACCAAUGGAGCUUACUCCCAGCUUAUUAGGCUACAAGAAACUCGUGGAGACAAAAGGCAUAAAAUACAAGAUUCUGGAGUGCCAAAUACCUCAUCAAAAAGCACUAGUUUGUCAAUUCGACGGUCAAUGAGUAAAGAUUCUUUUGGCAAUAGCAACAGAUAUUCCUUCAAGAACCCUUUAGGAUUGUCUGUAGAGUUGCAUGAGGAUGAAAACACAGGCGGACACAAAAAGGACGAGCUUACCGACGCGAAGGCCCUUAAGAAAGCACCAAUUCGACGUCUUUUUUCUCUUAACAAGCCAGAGGUGCCAUUUCUUCUGCUCGGUUCUAUAGCGGCAGCAGUGCAUGGACUCAUUUUCCCACUGUUCGCAAUACUAACGUCUGGUGUUAUAAAAUCAUUCUACGAGCCACCAGAUAAGAUGCGAAAAGAUUCUAGCUUUUGGGCACUGUUAUCUGUUGUUCUGGGGAUUGCAUCUCUGAUUUCAAUCCCAGCAGAGUAUUUUUUGUUUGCAAUUGCUGGAGGCAAGCUUAUACAGCGUGUCCGGACACUGUCAUUUCAAAACAUUGUGCGUCAAGAAGUUGCUUGGUUCGAUAAUCCCUCAAAUUCCAGUGGGGCACUUGGCACAAGGCUCUCAGUUGAUGCAUUAAAUGUCCGGCGCUUAGUAGGUGAUAACCUGGCCAUUAUAGUCCAAUCUAUAGCUACAUUAAUUACUGGCUUUGCCAUAGCUUUUUCGGCGGAUUGGAGGCUUGCAUUGGUUAUCACUUGUGUCAUCCCUUUAGUGGGUGCACAGGGUUAUGCUCAAGUGAAGUUCUUGAAGGGGUUUAGCGAAGAAGCUAAGGAGAUGUAUGAAGAUGCAAGCCAAGUUGCAACUGAUGCUGUUGGUAGUAUCAGAACAGUAGCAUCUUUUAGUGCAGAGAAAAGAGUGGUCAGAACAUAUAACAAGAAAUGUGAAGCUUUAAGGAAACAGGGAAUUCGAAGUGGAACCGUUGGAGGGCUUGGUUUUGGUUUCUCAUUCUUGGUGUCAUAUCUCACAUAUGCUCUAUGUUUCUAUGUUGGCGCACAGUUCAUACGUCAGGGAAAAAUAACUUUUGCAGAUGUUUUCAAAGUUUUGUUAGCUUUCGUUUUGGCAGCUACUGGGGUUUCACAGUCAAGUGCAUUAGCAUCUGAUGCAGCAAAGGCAAGGGAUUCCGUCAUUUCUGUUUUCAGUAUUCUAGAUCGGAAGCCCAAAGUUGAUUCAAGCAGCUGUGAGGGCCUAACGUUGGAAAACAUUACCGGCAAUAUUGAUUUCAGUAAUGUCAGUUUCAAGUACCCAUCACGCCCGGAUGUCCAAAUAUUCAGUGACUUCACCUUGCACAUUCCUUCCAGAAAGACCAUAGCACUUGUUGGAGAAAAUGGAAGUGGCAAGUCCACAAUAAUUUCUUUACUGGAGCGUUUCUAUGAUCCUGAUUCUGGUAGAAUCUCACUAGAUGGAGUCGAAAUUAAGAGCAUAAGAAUUAGCUGGUUAAGGGAUCAGAUGGGGCUGGUAGGCCAGGAGCCCGUGCUUUUCAAUGACACCAUCCGUGCCAACAUAACCUAUGGGAAACAUGGAGAGGUGACAGAGGAAGAGAUCAUGACUAUUGCCAAGGCAGCAAAUGCUCAUGAGUUCAUAUCAAGCUUGCCACAAGGAUAUGACACUUUUGUCGGCGAGAAAGGAGUGCAAGUAUCUGGUGGGCAGAAACAGCGAGGAGCUAUCGCAAGGGCCAUCAUAAAGGACCCUAAGAUACUGCUGCUGCUUGAUGAGGCAACCAGUGCCUUGGAUGCAGAAUCUGAGCAUAUUGUUCAAGAUGCAUUGGACCGAGUCAUGAUCAGCAGGACCACCAUUGUGGUGGCGCACCGCCUCUCCACAAUUAAAGGGGCUGAUAUGAUUGCAGUCCUCAAGGAAGGCAAAAUUGCAGAAAAAGGAAAGCAUGAUGCCCUGAUGCGAAUCAAGGAUGGAGUCUAUGCUUCGCUGGUUGAACUUCGCUCAAAUUCUGAGUAGAAUUAUAUAUAUCUUUUGAUAUUUCUUUGUUCCUAGCAAAACUAUUUGGGCAUACAAGUACAUUUUGUCUGUGAUUUGAGAAGUGAAUGCAAGAGUGUAGCAGUUUGUUGCACGUAAGUCUUAUGAUGGUAGGUGGAGUAUAAUACAACCGUUCAUGCAUUGACUGAUUCCACCA
Molecule: messenger RNA, 4078 nt
Organism: Brachypodium distachyon (stiff brome)
Lineage: Eukaryota; Viridiplantae; Streptophyta; Magnoliopsida; Poales; Poaceae
Product: ABC transporter B family member 4
Exons: 12
Coding region: 79-3903 (1274 amino acids)
Biological process (GO): transmembrane transport
Cellular component (GO): membrane
Molecular function (GO): ATP hydrolysis activity; ATP binding; ABC-type transporter activity
Source: RefSeq, a predicted model, not a curated record